Cetraspora pellucida is the source of this 132-nucleotide messenger RNA. Lineage: Eukaryota; Fungi; Glomeromycota; Glomeromycetes; Diversisporales; Gigasporaceae. The record is from the annotation of a GenBank genome assembly.
AUGGUACAACAAUAUGAGGCAAACCUUAUCAUUAUCAAUUUAUCAUUUGCAUGUGGAUGGAAACCACCUGAUGGACAUUGGACACCACCUGAUGCCAGUCGUAAAAAAACUAACCACUACUAUAUGACAUAG